AGCCGCCCAGGCUGUGCUCACUGCAUCCUACAGCAGGAGCUGACAGUUAAACGCCGCGCAACUUCUCCUUUUAGAGCCUCCUCAGUGCUUGCCUUGUGCAGCUGAGAAACCAAAAUGCCCGCGGGACCUGCAUGGUGUCACCCUGCUUUACUAUUGCUUCUCUCCUCCGCACCCCUGUGGGCCGCUGAGAUUUCCUGCAGGAAUGAAGACGGGGAGACAGUCGAUUGGUUUGCUCUUUACAAGUUGCCAAAACAUGCCAAAGGAGAGAGUCCCUUGCUGGGCCUGGAAUACCUGUACAUGGACACCCUGGCUCCGCAGUGGCAGCUCGGUAAAUACCUCGUCAACAUGACACAGGGUGCUCUGGGACAAACACUGAAGCAGCUGUACGAGAUGUAUGAAUCUGAGAGGAACAGCAUUGCAUAUGCGAUAUACAAUGAUGAGGUCCCUGAACCAGACUCCAGUGGGUGGAAAAGAGGACACACCAAAGGUUUUCUGCUCUUGGACAAAUCACAAGGCUUCUGGGUGAUUCACAGUGUGCCCCUGUUCCCUCCCAUCCCUGAGGAUGGUUAUGGGUAUCCAGCCACUGGGGAGUCCUAUGGACAGACAGCCAUCUGUAUAACCUUCAAAUAUGACCAGUUCACAGAAAUAGACCAACAGAUGCUGAGUAAUAAUCCAGGAAUCUACAGCUGUUCCAUCCCUAACAUCUUCCAAGCUGACCUCCCAAAUCUGGAGAAGCUCUGUGCAGGGUCCACGCUGCCCUCAGUCCCCUUGCGCCACCUCUCCAAGCUCCAGUCAGCUCACGGGGAAACCUUUCUCCACUUUGCAAAGUCACACUUGUUCAUAGAUGAUAUCUACGUGGCCUGGAUGGCCCAGGAACUGAAAACUGAUUUGUUGGCUGAAUCCUGGCAGCAUUCCCGCCAAAAACUUCCUUCAAAUUGCUCUCUCGACUACCACGUCUACAACAUAGACCUAAUAGGGAUGCCAUUGAAUUUCACCUUCUAUUCCAUUAACGAUCAUUCCAAAUGGGCUGUUGCAAGGAAAUAUGAAGAUCAGUGGACCUGCAUUGGAGACUUAAACCGUGCUGCUGAGCAAGCUUGGAGAAGUGGUGGGUUCAUCUGUACACAGAACGAACACAUCUACAAAGCCUUCAGGCAUUUGAUAAUCCACUACAACAGCUGCACCGAUGCUUCCACAUUGAUAUAACGAACCAUUCCUCCCAAAGAGUACAGCCCCUCAUUACACAGAAAGUGUAGGAAAUACCUCCCUUAAACCAUAUUUUCACUCUGAAGAAUGGCCCUGUGAGUUGCCAGAUGUGUUAGACCUUCACCUCAUUAGCUAUGAAAGCAGGCGUUUUGCAGGUGAAUUAUGGCUGUUUAUCUCUGGGUGAUGGACCAGCAGACCCUGUGUGUGCUGAGCCACACUCUGCUCUCUCCCUGGCUCCUCUCACCAUCAGCGCCAGGCUGGGAUGCUGCUGCACAAGGCUACAGCAAAGCACAUCGCUGUGAGCGACCGUGCACAGGCGUCCCCAAGGGAACUUGUGAGUGAUGCCAGACAUGGGACACGAGGAACCGGUCUCGUUAGCUAGGCUGUCAGGGCAGGACAAAGCAAGAGAAAAGUACCCCAAAAUGCUUCAAAAUUGCCCCACAUUCCAGGCACUGUUGACAUCAAUCACAGCAUUUCUGCUCAGUUUAGGCUGAGUCUCUUAAAGAGCUGACUUAAUUGGAUACAGACAGGGAGAUGAGUUGAUCUGUGGACAGAAAGGCUUCAUUUUUACAUGAUUCAUCUUUAGAGAAGAAAUGAGCUUUAGAUCAUUUGUAACCAAUAGCUUGGGAGUAUUUCUAGUGUUUUUAUUCAUGUACAGCAAUCUUAUAAACAAAUAAACAUGUCCAAAAUAUAAAUAAGCAAAAUAAAUUAAGAGCAAAAAUGGUGUGUUUACAGCCUCCCUCUUCCAUCUUUAUAGCUAUUUGUGGUUGGUUACAAUGUUUUAUAGCUGCCAAAGGUAAAAUAGAGACAAUUAGGAAAAAAAAUUAAAAAGAAAAGAGAAGAAAAUAUUUGAAGGAAUAUGUUAUUACACCUAUAUUUUCACACUACAAGAAACGUGGCUGUUAAUUUUCAUUACUUCCAGUCUCAGGUUUGGGACCUGAAGUUUGCAUGGACUUGCUAUAAAGACAAAGCUAACCUGCAAAAUCCUGAUACACUCUUGGGUUCAGAUUUCAAACGUGUAUCUGUAUUUCAUAUGAUCCUAAAUCUCAGCUGUAUUUUUUUUUUCUGAAUUACUAAUAUAAACUCCAGUCUGAAGAUUUGGCUGUUGCAUUAAUAUUCCUGUUUUGCUGUGUUCAUAGUCCAUACACUGAUUCUCCACAACAGUGUCUUAAAAGGCAGCAGAUAUAAAGAAAUGCCCCACAACUGCAAGAAGUUGUCAAAGAUUCCCUUUGCCUUUUGCCCUGAAAAAUCAACCACACAACAAAGUGUAUAAAGUACCAAACAAAUCAAUUUCAGAAAACGUUUGUGCGUACUUCUUGAAGAUAUAAAAAGAAUGUAUCAUCUGGCCUGCUUAAUGAGAAGAAUUGUGCAGGAGUAGAUUUCAUAUUUAGUCGAUCUAGAUUGAAGUCAAACCCGAGUCUCAUAGCUCUGUGAAAAUAAUGUAGAUAGCUUAGAUAUUCUGCACAAAAUAGGUCUUUUUAUCUUCCCUGUGUAUGACCCAAUAACAUUG
Messenger RNA from Athene cunicularia (burrowing owl), 2713 nucleotides. RefSeq names its product deoxyribonuclease 2 beta (gene DNASE2B). Gene Ontology annotation, molecular function: deoxyribonuclease II activity. The transcript is spliced from 6 exons. The record is from RefSeq and is a predicted model, not a curated record. Gene Ontology annotation, biological process: apoptotic DNA fragmentation. Lineage: Eukaryota; Metazoa; Chordata; Aves; Strigiformes; Strigidae. Bases 115 to 1203 code for a protein of 362 amino acids.